AUGGGAUGUCGCCCAUCGACACCGAAAUCCGCUGCGGCAGCAUCACCUGAACCAAGCAUUGAAGAGCUAGACGAUGAUGAGACAUCGAAAAGUCGGAUGUAUCGCCCUUCGACAGACGAUCCGCAGCCUCCAGACCCUCAGGAUGAUUUGAGUUCUGAAGCGCCGAGCGAAGAAUCCGCGGGUCCAGAUCCUCAAGAGAAGGAGCAUCUCUGUCAAACAGAGGUCACGCUACAAUGGCUGGUACAGGUCAUAGGUGAUAGAUUUGACAAGACAUUCGAAGAAGAACCGCGAUGGAUCGUAGAACGAUUGAAUCGACCAAAAAUGGAUGAACUCGCAAAUACAACGAUAAUGAGGGUAACAUUCGGUUGGGAGGAUCGUGCUCUACCGAAGAAUGUCAUUGUUAAGACGAUACCCUCCAAGGACCUUCGCGAUGACGAGGAAUCAAAAUUCGCUUUAACGAAAUUCAAAAGGAGAAGAGAAGGUCUUCUUGACAUGAACUACAAACGUCCGGUCUUCUCUUAA
This is a messenger RNA of Cylicocyclus nassatus, 522 nucleotides long. The record is from the annotation of a GenBank genome assembly. NCBI's taxonomy places the organism in Eukaryota, Metazoa, Nematoda, Chromadorea, Rhabditida, Strongylidae.